Messenger RNA from Rhagoletis pomonella (apple maggot), 5061 nucleotides. RefSeq lists its product as uncharacterized. Gene Ontology annotation, biological process: DNA integration. NCBI's taxonomy places the organism in Eukaryota, Metazoa, Arthropoda, Insecta, Diptera, Tephritidae. Gene Ontology annotation, molecular function: nucleic acid binding; RNA-DNA hybrid ribonuclease activity. The transcript has a single exon. The annotation marks the transcript as partial. The record is from RefSeq and is a predicted model, not a curated record.
AUGUCCCGUCAACGUAGAGCUAACUCGGAAGGUGAUUCUGAACUCAACGAAACAGUAAUUGAAACAACUACUCCUCCAAGAACACAACCUCGUACAUCUACUGAUAACAUUGCCGCUCUUGUCGCUUCCAUUACCGCACUACGUGAUUCAAUUAUAGAAUUGCGGAAUGAAACUAGCACACAACGCGCAGAUAUACAACAACUCCACGAGCGUAUGAAUGAUCAUGGAGGAAAUAAUACGCAACCUGUUCCGCCGCCCAGCCAGCCACACAAUACGCAAGACAUCGUAUCAACGGAGCCACAUCGCACAUCUGCAGAGACUAUAACGCCACAGCCACAGACGUCCACUACGUCGUUGAAUAAUCGCCAACCACCAUUGUUUAUGGAUAACGCCAUCACAAAGUUGUAUCCUCUGCCUGUAUUUGAAGGUAAUCCAGAGGAUUGGCCGCUUUUCAUCGCUUGCUAUCGUGACACUACCGCCGAAUUUAAUUACGGCAAUCGACAAAAUUUAAUAAGGUUACAAAGGGCCUUGAAGGGCGCGGCUAGACAAGCUGUUGCUUCAUUAAUGAUUUACCCCGACGAUGUUCCUGGCAUUUUGAACGAACUCGAAUUUAAUUUCGGGCGGUCUGACCUACUAAUACGAGCACAACUGCAAAAGGUGCAACAAUUUCCAAUUAUUCACGAAAGUCGUCUUGACAGCAUUCUGGAAUUUUCCACACGGGUGCGCAACGUCGUAGCCUUUUUCAAGUCAGCUAGAUGCGAACAUCACUUGGUAAAUCCAACGCUUUUGGAACAACUUGUUUCGAAAUUGCCACCUUCCAAGCAAUUCGAGUGGGGCAAACGUGUAGCCGAGUUAGGGCCAUUUCCAACAGUGGAUAAUUUCUCCACCUGGCUCAGCGAAUUGGCUCGGGUUAUAUCACUUAUGCCAAGAACAACUGACAGAAGCACUACAUCAACUAACAGCCGUCAGGUAAAUAACCUAAACAAUAGUAGUCGUCAACCAACUAUAGCAGGAGGUGGUAGUCGCCGAUUGCUUCUCAGUCACGAGGCGCCAAGUGUUCGACGUGCACAACGAUGCGUCCUAUGUAGCGAGGGACAUCCGUUGUCGGAAUGUAGCCAGUUUAAUGGCCGUAAUCCCAACGAGCGAUGGGUUGUAGUCAAACGUCAUCAAGUUUGUUUUUCUUGUCUCGGCAAGGGACAUAGUCUACAAAAUUGUCAAAAACGAGCCACAUGCGGUGUAAAUGGUUGUCAACGCAAACACCAUCAGCUGUUGCACACGGAAAUUGAAGCAAGCAGCAAUAACAACAAUGAUGAUCAGAUCCAACGCGUUUAUAAUUGCCGACAGUAUAAUGAGUCAACGCUAUUUAAAGUUUUUCCAGUCACAUUGAUAGGGCCGCGUGGCGAAAUCAAUAUCUAUGCCAUGUUUGACGAAGGAUCAUCUAUAUCCUUGAUCAGUGAGCGAGUCGCGUCUAGCUUAGGCGUGCAGGGACAAACAUCAUUGUUAUCGUUACAGUGGUAUGGCAAAAAUAAAACCACCGAAAAAUCACGCAAGGUAUCAAUCGAAAUAAGAGCACCGUAUGCUGAUCACACUUAUGCAAUAAAAAAUGUACGCACCAUUGGUAAUUUGGACUUGCCAAUGCAAUCUUUUAAUAGUAAGAACUUUCAUCAUUUAUCAACAAUGCCAACACUCAGUUAUAUCGACGCAAAGCCAGAACUGCUUCUUGGAUUGGACAACUCUUUCUUGGGUGUUACGCAUGAGAUCAUUGAUAAUGGACCUAACCAGCCUAUUGCCGCCAAAACCAAACUAGGUUGGAUAGUGUAUGGACCGUCGCAUGAAACCGUAAGUACACCAGCACGUGUAAUAGUAGUUAGAGAGUCACAUACUAUGAAACAGCUGCACAAGCUAGUCGAAGAUUAUAUAAUAACCGACACUGUAGCCAGUAGAACGCAAACUGACACUAUAUUAGAAUCUGACAGUGACAUAAGAGCGAGAAAAAUAUUAGAAGAGAAUACUAAGUGCUUGGGUGGUCGAUACGAGGUGAGCUUGCUGUGGAAAACAGAUGACGUCACACUUCCACCUAGUUAUGGCAUGGCUUAUAAGCGCUUAUUGCAAGUAGAGGCCAAGAUGCGCAAAGAUAGUCAGUUUGCAAAAUGUUAUAUAAAUGAAAUAAAUAAAUACAUUGAUAAAGAUUACGCGAAGCAACUAAGUACAGCCGAGGUCAAUAUCGUAAAGCCAACGACGUGGUACUUACCACAUUUUGGGGUAGUCAACCCACAUAAACCCGAUAAGUUACGCAUCGUGUUCGAUGCCGCCGCUAUGACAUCCAACGUUUCGCUUAAUAGUUUCUUGCUUAAAGGGCCAGAAAAGGCACAGUCGCUACUUACAAUUCUUUUUAAAUUCCGACAAGGACACAUCGCCGUGGCUGGCGACAUAGAAGAGAUGUUUUCACAAGUUCGUAUAAGAGACGAGGAUCAAGACUCCCAACGCUUCUUGUGGAGAAACGGUGAUCCCAGCAAGCCAAUUCAGGUCUAUGUAAUGAAAUCCAUGAUAUUCGGUGCAGCCUCAUCGCCGUGUUGCGCUGAACAUGUGAAAAAUGUUAAUGCCGCCAAAUUUGAGUCACAAAUGCCAAAAGCCGUCGACGCCGUAACAAACAAGACAUAUGUGGAUGACCUCGUCAUUAGUUUUCAUGACGCCAAAGAAGCCGAGCAGACGAUAAUAGACGCUAUAAAAAUAAAUGCAGCUGCAGGGUUUAAACUUCGUAGAUUCGUAUCCAAUUGCAAAGCUUUAGAAGCGAGUUUGAACAAUGGCAAUUCUUUGCAGUCAAACAAGUUCAACUUGGAGCGAAAAGACGCAGUCGACAAAAUAUUGGGAAUGCAUUGGAAUACCACAACAGAUAAUUUUGAAUUUAAAUUUCAUUUCUUUAAAAUAGCCAAAGACAUGUUGCAAGGUGAACGGCCACCGACAAAAAGGGAACUCUUAGGAAUCGUAAUGUCUAUUUACGAUCCCUUCGGGCUUCUUACGAAUAUUACAAUCUCGGCAAAACUACUACUGCAAGCACUAUGGAAACUAGGCGUUGAAUGGGACGAAGAGUUACCACACCAAUUGGUUACGCAAUGGAAGAUGUGGUGGGCCAAAUUUCAGUCGGUCAAGUCAUUGACCAUUCCGCGCUGCUACUGCAGCUUUGUUGACAGUGCUCAAAGUGUUCAACUGCACAUAUUUGUUGACGCCAGCACAAGUGCCUAUGCCGCUGCCGCUUACCUGAGAGUACAAAAGGAUGACGUCGUUGAAAUAUCAUUAGUAUGCGCUAAAGCAUCAUGCGCACCACUUAAACCAACAACAGUUCCUCGUAUGGAACUGCAAGCAGCAGUAUUAGGAUGUCGCAUCAAGAAUCUCGUCGAAGAAAGCCUUGACAUUCCGAUACAACGAACAUUUCUAUGGAGCGAUUCGCAGACCGUUAUACUUUGGAUACGCUCGCAAUCGCGGGUAUACAAACCAUAUGUCGCUCAUAGAAUAGCCGAAAUACUCAACACGUCUACGACAGAUCAGUGGCACUGGGUGCCCACAAACUUAAACGUUGCCGAUGAUGCAACACGCGCCAAAUUUACGUCGGAAAGUUCAUCACACUCACGUUGGUUGAAUGGACCAGAUUUUUUAAACCAGGACGAGGGAAGCUGGCCUCGAGAAGUCAUGAUGUCGUCAGAUGAAUGUGUCAAAGAAGAAACAAGUCGCCGUUUGCUUGCCUGUGAUAGAGGUAAGAUACUUGUCGAGUUUACUAACUUUUCUUCUUUCUUAAAGUUGACCAGAGUUAUGGCUUGGUUAUUGCGAUUCGUUAACAACAGUAGGAAGAAAACACGCAUGAAGGGUGAACUCAAAGCCGUGGAAAUCACAUCUGCCGAAAAUCACAUAUUUCGCUUAGCACAGCGAGAUGCAUACGCCGAAGCAAUUGAAGACUUACGCCAGAAGAAAUCGUUGCCAAAAAACUGCAGUUUAUAUCCACUUACGCCGUACUUAGACGAAGACGAUUUGAUCAAAAUAUACGGAAGGUUAGAUGCAGCUUAUUGCCUACCUAUCAGCGCUCGUCGACCAAUUAUACUACCAGCAAACCAUCACAUUACGCAUUUACUUGUAUUAGAUUAUCACGCCAGACGGCAUCACCAAAACGACAACUUGGUGAUCAACGAAAUCCGUCAACGCUUCUGGAUACCGGCGAUUCGAAAUGUAUUAAAACGCAUUAAGAGGAACUGUCAAGUUUGUAUUUGUGACAGAGCCAAGCCAACUGCUCCAUUGAUGGGACAGUUACCCACAGACCGAGUAACACCAUAUGUUCGACCGUUUUCAUACUCAGGGGUGGAUUAUUGUGGGCCAUUCCACGUCGCUAUUGGUCGCAGGAGGGAGAAACGAUGGGUCGCAUUAUUCACAUGUUUGACGACAAGGGCAGUGCAUUUGGAGAUGGCAGAAAACCUAUCUACCGAUGCCUUCAUCAUAUGCCUACGCAACUUUAUUAAUCGUCGCGGCACACCCAUACGUAUGCGAAGCGACAACGGCACCAAUUUUGUGGGCGCACAAAAGGAGAUGAGAGAUGAAAACAGACUUUUUGACUUUAAUGCUAUCGAGCGUGAAUUUGCAAAACACAAAAUGGAAUGGGUAUUCAAUUGUCCGGCCGAUCCGAGUAGUGGUGGAUGUUGGGAACGCCUAAUUCAGUGCACCAAACGUCUUCUGCACAAAGUUUUGAAGGAAGAAGCACCAAGGGUCGAAACGCUCCGUAGUGUUCUUAUCGAAAUAGAGAAUAUUAUAAACAGUCGGCCGUUGACAGAUAUACCGGUCACAGCUGAAGAAGAAGAACCACUCACGCCGAACCAUUUUUUGAUUGGUUGCUUAAACUCCACCCAGACACCACAUCCCGCAGACGAACGAAUUUGCUUACGCAAACAGUGGAAGAUUGCUCAAAACCUAAAGGAUCGUGCCUGGAAGAGAUGGACAAUUGAAUAUUUGCCGCGAUUACUGUGCCGACCAAAGUGGCGUGAUGACGUGCCUGCCUUACAACCGGGAACACUCGUUAUA